Molecule: messenger RNA, 1401 nt
Organism: Diaporthe amygdali
Lineage: Eukaryota; Fungi; Ascomycota; Sordariomycetes; Diaporthales; Diaporthaceae
Exons: 3
Coding region: 1-1401 (466 amino acids)
Biological process (GO): transmembrane transport
Cellular component (GO): membrane
Molecular function (GO): transmembrane transporter activity
Source: RefSeq, a predicted model, not a curated record
AUGACUACUAGAACCGAAAGCCAUAGCUUCGGUGGAGAGGCACAUACUACAAUCCAUCCGCCUAGACUCCCCGACAGGAUAGAACAGAAGCCAUCAUCCGACGAGCCUACAGGACUGGCCAGCGAGCAUCAAGAACAGCAUGAUGCCAAUCAUGACUCAGUUCCGUCGACGAUUGUGCCCUUAUCAAAAGCAAGGUAUAUUGCUCUUGUGGCCACAGUGACCGGAGCAACAUUUCUGAAUGGUGCCGCUGCCAACGUUCCGACAGCAAUCGGAAUCUUGGGCACUGCGUUUUCGCCAGGGCAGGCCAAGACGUAUGCAUUUACUGUCUAUUCCGCCGGCGCCCCAUUAGGAAGCGUCUGUGGCAAUAUUGUCGGCGGCUUCAUUGCUUCAUUCGCAAGCUGGAAAUGGGUAUUUGGUGCAAUGGCGAUGCUCGCUGCGGUUGUGACCAUUGCGGCCAUCUUCGUCAUCCCACCGCCCAAAGAGAUGCUCCGCGAGAAGGAAAUCUCAGCACGAGAAACAGUGGAUUGGGUUGGAGCGUUCCUCAUCACUGCCAGCCUCCUGUGCCUCCUCUUUGCUCUCACUGAAGGCAACGUCGUCGGCUGGUCUACGCCCUGGGUCCCAGUCCUCAUCGUAGUAUCACUUCUCCUCAUCGCCCUAUUCAUCCUCUGGCAGUGGCACCUCGAAACCAAAACCACGCGCGCACCGCUCAUGAAGCCCUCCAUCUUCAGUAUUGACCGGCGUUUCGGCGCGGCACUACUGACCAACGGGCUCUUUAACGCCUCCUUCAACGGCUAUCUCAUCUUCGUAACCUCCUUCUACCAAGAUUACCAGAAUCUGUCCCCGCUCCAGACGACCCUCCGAUUCCUUCCCACAGGCAUCACCGGCAUCAUCACCGCUGGCGUCGCCUCCCAACUCCUCCUUCGCAUCCCGGCCUCGCGCCUGCUCGUCACUUCCACCUUCUGCGUCAGUGCCUCCUCGCUCCUCUUCGCCGUGCCCAUCCCUCCGAGGACAACAUCUUAUUUUGCCUAUGGCUUCUGGGCCAUGAUGCUGUCGACCUUUGGCGCCGAUAUGAUAGGCCCUUGCCUGGCGCUAUUUACGUCGCUCACCCUGCCGCUCGCGCACCAGGCGCUCGGCGGAGGCCUACUAUUCGCUACGAUGCAGCUGGGCCGUGCGAUCGGACUGGCAGUCGCAACUGCGGUGCAGACGGCAGUGGUGGCGAGAGAAAAGGGCUUCAGUGUUCAGGAUGUGCGAGAGGUGCAGCCGUGGGAGGAGGCGUCGUUAAAAGGUCUGAGGGCGGGCUGCUGGCUGAAUUUUGGGUUUGGAGUUACAGCAUUAGGGCUUGUACUUGUGACAUUUCGAGGGUUGGGAGUCAUUGGGAAGUCGCGGGCUGUGGAUAAGUAG